Messenger RNA from Drosophila innubila, 1078 nucleotides. RefSeq names its product deoxyhypusine hydroxylase (gene nero). Gene Ontology annotation, biological process: peptidyl-hypusine biosynthetic process. Bases 32 to 940 code for a protein of 302 amino acids. Gene Ontology annotation, molecular function: deoxyhypusine monooxygenase activity. The transcript has a single exon. NCBI's taxonomy places the organism in Eukaryota, Metazoa, Arthropoda, Insecta, Diptera, Drosophilidae. The record is from RefSeq and is a predicted model, not a curated record.
UUUGUCAUUUCAUAUUUACCCAAAAGCCGAUAUGGUGUCACAGGAACAAAUUAAAGCUAUUGGCGGAGUGCUAAACAACAAGGAGCGUCCGUUAAAGGAACGUUUCCGUGCGCUGUUCACAUUAAAAAACAUCGGUGGCAGCACAGCCAUCGAGGCAAUAAGCAAAGCAUUUGAUGAUGACUCCGCUUUGCUCAAACAUGAGCUGGCUUACUGUUUGGGACAGAUGCAGGACACUCAGGCUGUAGACAUUCUAACCAAAGUGCUGGAGGACACCGCCCAGGAGCCCAUGGUGCGCCACGAGGCUGCCGAGGCACUGGGUGCUAUUGGUCACCCAGAGGUGUUGCCAAUUCUCGAGAAAUACAAAGAGGAUCCAGUUGUUGAAGUUGCUGAAACAUGUGCCAUUGCAUUGGAUCGUGUUCGCUGGGUGCAGAGUGGACAGCAGGUGGACGACAGCAAUCCAUAUGCAUCCGUGGAUCCAUCUCCACCGACAACUGGCAAGAAGAGCGUGAAGGAGCUCAAGACCAUUUAUUUGGAUUCUACACAAAGUCUGUUUGAUCGUUACCGCGCAAUGUUCAGCCUAAGGAAUUUGCGAACCGAAGAGAGUGUGUUGGCCAUUGCAGAGGGGCUAAAGGACAAAUCGGCUCUGUUCCGUCACGAAGUUGCCUUCGUAUUGGGUCAGUUGCAGGAACCAUGUAGCAUACCACAUUUGCAAGAGAAUCUUGAGGAUCGCCUUGAAAAUGAAAUGGUGCGUCAUGAGUGUGCCGAGGCUCUAGGCGCCAUUGCAACCGAGGAAUGCAUCCAGAUCCUAAACAGAUAUGCGGAUGAUGACAAACGGGUUGUAAAGGAAAGCUGCGUCAUCGCUCUGGACAUGUGCGAGUACGAGAAUAGCCCAGAGUUCCAGUACGCCGAUGGAUUGACCAAGCUCGAUGGCACAAAGUGAUUGCUAGGCUAACUAAAUAAUAUAUAUUAUUGUUAUAAGAUUUGUAAAUUUUUAUUGUAUUUGUAUUAUUACUGUUGGGCUGCAACUGAGACGUAUCUAAUCAGCGCAACAGCGAGAUAAAUAUUCAAACAAACGUGA